Molecule: messenger RNA, 1341 nt
Organism: Penicillium coprophilum
Lineage: Eukaryota; Fungi; Ascomycota; Eurotiomycetes; Eurotiales; Aspergillaceae
Exons: 2
Coding region: 1-1341 (446 amino acids)
Source: RefSeq, a predicted model, not a curated record
AUGCAGUCUUCCGAGUACUCCCCACGGGGUAAAAAUGCAUUCGAAACCGUCGCUUCAGCUUCUCUCAUUCUCUUGCCAUUCGAACCAACACCAGAAGAACACAAACACAGGCUGAUUGGUCCCAAUCCCAACCUCAACGCCCCGCUAGAAAACCUACCCCCUGAGAUUAGACGACAUUUGCUCUCCAUGAUGGAACUUCAGGCACUGAAGUCUUUGGUUCAUGCAUCUCCAGUAAUUUAUCAACAAUACCUGGUCGACCAAAAAUGGGUUCUAUGUCGAUCUCUUGCGGCAACAUUCCGUAGCAAUGGCCUUAUAUAUGAGGUCGGCGCUGUCUACCAGUCCAGCCGAGAGAGCUUCUGGGAGACACGCACUGCAAUCACUGUGACACGGUUCGUUCAAGCGCAUCGUGAUGGCCGUUCCUCCUCCCACAACUCCCCUUUCAGCCAGUCGGUGGCUUUCAACAGAGAUCUCACGCUGGAUGAAGUCAUCAGUAUGAUGAAAUUCUACCUUUCAAUCAUCCAGCCUCUCAAAAGGGAGUAUGCUAAGUCGACACUACACUAUCUUACAGGUGGACUACGAACUCCCUAUGAUCAAACCAGCGAUAUCUUAAGUGAAACCGAAGAGAUACGCGUGGUACGUGCGCUUUACCGAUUUCAGCUCUGCUGCAACCUAUUUGCUCAUGGCCACAACGGGCCGAUAUUGAAGCGCGCCCCUGAAUUUGAGGCUAGGAAUGUCUGGGAGCUACUCCAGUUGCUCUUUGACCCCUGGGAGAUUGAGGAAAUUGUCUGCAUUCAUGAUUUUGCGAUGAACACGUACCGGAACCUUUCACCUUUUGACUGGAAUCGGCAUAGGCUUCUCCCGCGAAAGUAUCACCAACAACCUGUGGACUGGAGUCAACGUCUAACAGAUGAAACCCGCGGAAUUAGAUUUGGAACAAUCGCACGUGGCCUUGAGCUGCUCCGUGAUAUCGUAUCACCGACGUAUGAGAACUCUAACCUAAUCCGGACCGGUCUUGAAAAUGAUAUUGACACAAUGGAGCAAGCCUUUGCGCUGGGGGAUGCGUUCAGUGACUUUAUAAAGGAAAGGCGCUACCCCGAAGCACCGUUGUAUCAGACGUCAAUGGAUGCAGGGUGUGACCGGAUAACGUUCCAGGGUGAUGUUGUGGAUGACUCAGAAUGGAAGUAUCCACCCCUAGGUUGGACACUGACCUGGGAUGGAGCGCAUAUCGCCGGCUUUCACUGUUGGCUCAAGCACCAAAUGGUAGCCUGGGGGUACGUCAUGUGGGAUGCAACACGUCUCAUUUCGAUGGGAGUGAAAGAUUUGCUAGAAUCAGAGCGGUGA